AUGAUUCGCCUCAUCAUAUUCGUGUGCGCGUUGCUCCUGAUAAGCACCAGCUUUAACAAGUCCGAACACAAAUAUAUUGUCGAUGACUUCGAAAGAGAUCUCCUCUCCGACGGCUACAGAAUCAGCAACGAGCUUCAAUACCAUCACACGAUGAACGAUAAAAAGACCAACUCGGUGAGCUGCGAGUUCGAGGUCGAGCGCCUCGAAGACCACGCGUUGGCGAACACAACGCUCGGCGAGGUCUACUUGCUCCGCAAAGACUUCCCGUGCCGAUAUCUCACAAGCGAGCAGAGGUUCGAAAUUUUCGGACCAGCGCGAUUUGAAUACUAUGAGAAGUUGUUCGCAAUGACCGACGAGGACAUUGAAAAACAUCGGCGAGCAUUAGCCAUACAUCUUGCGCUCAAGCAAUUUAAAGCCAAAGAGGAGAAGGAUUGGACGGCGGAAGCGGAAAAGGCGAGAUUGUUUCGCGAGAAGGAGGCGGCAAUUGCGAGACUGUCGAAAGAGGAGCUGAAUGACGGAACGCCUCGAGCUGAAGCUUUGACUCAGCACGCCGGAGAGCAUAAUAUCAUGAUUUGCAUUAUUCUUGCCUUGACUCUUCACAACUAA
This is a messenger RNA of Caenorhabditis bovis, 606 nucleotides long. NCBI's taxonomy places the organism in Eukaryota, Metazoa, Nematoda, Chromadorea, Rhabditida, Rhabditidae. The record is from the annotation of a GenBank genome assembly.